Laccaria bicolor S238N-H82 is the source of this 1269-nucleotide messenger RNA. RefSeq lists its product as uncharacterized. NCBI's taxonomy places the organism in Eukaryota, Fungi, Basidiomycota, Agaricomycetes, Agaricales, Hydnangiaceae. Bases 1 to 1269 code for a protein of 422 amino acids. The transcript has 2 exons. The record is from RefSeq and is a predicted model, not a curated record.
AUGUCGUCCUUCGCCGACUGCCCUCUAGAAGUCAUCGAAGUGGUGAUCGACCUUCUCUGGGAUGAUUUGAAAGCCCUCAAAGCAUGCUCUCAGACCUGCACCGCGCUUCUGCCCCUAUGUCGCAAAUACAUCUUUCAAUCUCUCCGCCUCGUCACUUCUCCAGAUCGUUACUACUCUACCUAUCAAUACGGGGGCCAUAGCAGCGUCAUGGUGAUCAGAUCAAAUUUUUGGCAAGUUCUAGAAACCAAUCCGACAAUUUCAGAGUACGUCCACACGUUAACAUACUGUAUCAACGCCCGCGACCCUUUGAAUGGUGACAUUCCUCGGGUGCUGGAGCGGCUUCACCACGUACGCUUUUUCGAUGUGGCUGGAAGGAUCCCCAAGGCAGGCAGUAAACAAACCCCCCAACGUUUCAGAGACGCGCUACUGCACGUCGUUCAAUCACACUCCAUCACAUGUUUGACAAUCUCUGUCGACGAUUUCCCCAUCACUGCUUUCCUUGGUUGUGUUAACCUCACAGACCUCUCCAUCUUUGACCUCUACUUUGAUUCUGCCGACGUAGAGCAAGAAUCUUCCAAUGUAAUUUUUUCAAAUUUGGACGUGAAAGUGUCGGACAUCCGAGUCCCACGACUUCAGUCGUUCGCCUUUGGGCAGGCUAUGAGCGGGCAAUAUGCGAUGCGCUUGCUCAAUGCUAAAUGUCACAAUGGCGGCCCAAUGCUAGACUUUACGAAUGUUCGGACGUUGAGUGUCUAUCUGCAGGAAGAUUUGGAUUUCACUGUAGUGCAUGCGUUAGUAAACGCAACGAACAAGCUCGAAACUCUGCGAUACCAGUUGGGAGACUUUAUCGGAUAUCCGAGUAUUUCCCCGUCGAUCAAUAAGCCGUCCCUAUCGACGCUGAAACGACUCCACCUCUCCUAUGAAUUCGACAUAAGUGAAGAUCUCACAGACCUCGUGUGUGGUAUAUGCAAGGAAUUCGGCAUUCUUUCAAGACUCCCGAACGUGAUUGAAGAAAUCACCAUAGAGGCUCUAUACGUAUAUGUCAGUCGGGGUGAAUCGUGUGUUUGGGGAAUGUUGGACACCGUGCUUUCCAAUGGGUUUCCAAUGCUCCGCCGGGUUUCGCUCGAUAUUCUAAUGUCAAUAAUGUGGGACGAGUGGAUGGAGGCUGGUAUGAAGGAGGAAGUAGCCGAGAUCCCGACGAGAUAUCUUCCGUGGUUGUCAAAUUCUUCAACGAUCCUCUUCUCUUUUUCGCCAGACGUCAUGGAAUUAUAA